GUACACUGGUCUUCAUCUGAAGCCAGAAUGAGUUCCAGCCAGCAGCGAACCUGCAACCAGAGCUCCAUCCAUUUGCCCGUCCUCUCUCAACUACAACCUGCCUCCAGCAUGCUGCAUGGCCCUAGUGGCAGUGACAUGAACAGGAUCUAUUCUGCAGUUAGCAAGGUGUUUCAGGGAAAGGAGCUUCAGAUGAAUGAACUCUACUCCUUAAAUGAGAGUAUCAGAUGGCUUCUAAAAACAGAGAUGGGGUCAUUCAUCAAAGAGUAUUAUCAGAAUCAACUUCUGAAUAAAGGCUUUACAUUUAUUUUUGAGGAGGUUCAACUGCAUGAAGGAGAAAGACAGCUCUUUUUCUUGGCUAAGGAAUGGUUGAGAUUUUUCUCUGAGAUUCUUCCUACACUGCAGGCUAUUUUCUAUCCAUUGCAGGGCCAGGAGCUGACAGUGAGGCAGAUGGCCCUGCUGGGCUUCAGGGAUCUGGUCCUGAUGAGGCUUCCUGUCGAGGACCUGCUACCCACCAAUCUGCCUCUGCUUCCCACGUCCAUCACACAGAUGCUGCUGGUCCUACAGGGAGUCCACGAUCCCAGAGGGCCCUCAGUGGAAUACUGUCGGCUUGAAAAGAUGCUCGAGAUGGUGGUUUCUCCUUACCUGUGGAACUACAAGAACAAAAGCUAUGUAGAAGAUACCAGAGAAACCAGACACCUCAUCCAACCGGAGAUAAGGAUUACACAGCAUAUUUCAGAAGGGUCUCUUCUGUCACCUUUAAUGGAAGAGGAAGGAGAGAUGUAUCUGGAGAGAAGGGGGUGCAGCCUACGAUGCUACAGCAUGACUGAUGGUCUGUCCGACAUUGCUGACAUGCAUCUUCUCUCUGUUACUAGGACGACACAUUGUGGGUUAACAGACAACUGUGGGACCAGUGAGGAAAUGAUGAGAGAACACAACAGAAAUCUCUUUCAAGUCAGUCACACAUUUUGAGAGCCAAACGU
Molecule: messenger RNA, 980 nt
Organism: Electrophorus electricus (electric eel)
Lineage: Eukaryota; Metazoa; Chordata; Actinopteri; Gymnotiformes; Gymnotidae
Product: proline-rich protein 5-like
Biological process (GO): TORC2 signaling
Cellular component (GO): TORC2 complex
Source: RefSeq, a predicted model, not a curated record